CUAACAAACAUAGUUAUCAACCCAAGAAGUUUGAAAUUCCAGAGAAUUGUGGGUAAACAGAUCAGAUAUAAUUUGCACCCGGCAGGCCAACAUUGGAAAUGGGUUCCGAAGAGGACAAAGAAGCUUUAUUGGGAUCAGUUUCAGAGGUUAGUUACUUGGGAUAUUGAGCAGUUUAGUGAUGAGAAAAUAAAAGAAGGUUAUAUAAAUUAUUUGAAAGAACAUGCCUACUCCAACAUUUUGACUCGAAUAAGGAAAAAACGGCAUGUAACUGUGAACGAUUUCACUUGGUCAGUUGUGAAAGAAUAUAUGAGGUCUGAACAAUUCAUAAGGGCAUCUAAGUCCGGUAAAAAAAAACGCAUGACUGGUGGGGAUAGGUGCAAGCAGUAUGGGGGAUCCCGAGCUGCUGUUGAUGUAGCUACACAGGAGGUUAG
Molecule: messenger RNA, 431 nt
Organism: Cuscuta europaea
Lineage: Eukaryota; Viridiplantae; Streptophyta; Magnoliopsida; Solanales; Convolvulaceae
Source: the annotation of a GenBank genome assembly